Striga hermonthica is the source of this 1785-nucleotide messenger RNA. NCBI's taxonomy places the organism in Eukaryota, Viridiplantae, Streptophyta, Magnoliopsida, Lamiales, Orobanchaceae. The record is from the annotation of a GenBank genome assembly.
AUGGGUUUUGAAGUAGAAGAGAAAGGCAAUAAUGAGGGUGGCUACACAGAAGACGGGACAGUCGAUCUCAAAGGCAAACCAAUUCUAAGAUCCAAGACGGGUCGAUGGACGGCUUGUUCCUUUAUUGUUGUGUACGAGGUGUUUGAGCGCAUGGCAUAUUAUGGGAUAUCUUCGAAUUUGUUCAUAUAUUUGACAAGAAAACUGCAUGAGGGCACUGUUGAAUCGUCAAACAACGUCACCAAUUGGGUUGGCACGAUUUGGAUGACCCCUGUUCUCGGUGCCUACGUGGCUGACGCUAUUUUGGGCCGAUACUGGACUUUUCUCAUUGCCUCGGCCAUCUAUCUUUCUGGAAUGUCCUUGUUAACUCUGUCGGUAUCAAUAUAUCCGCUUAAACCGAGUCCAUGUUCAGAUCCAAGUGGCUCCCACUGCGAGAGAGCCACUCCGCUUCAACUAGGUGUGUUCUUCGGUGCACUCUACAUAUUGGCAUUGGGCACAGGCGGAACAAAGCCCAAUAUCUCAACUAUUGGGGCGGACCAAUUUGACGAGUUUGACCCAAAGGAGAAAGCCCAUAAGCUUUCCUUUUUCAACUGGUGGGAAUUCAGCGUCUUCUUCGGCACUCUAUUCGCGAACGUGGUGCUUGUGUAUGUACAAGACAAUGUGGGGUGGACUCUAGGGUAUGGGCUUCCGACAAUUGGGCUGACCAUAUCCAUAAUUAUAUUCUUAGUGGGCACCCCGUUCUACAGGCACAAGUUACCCACCGGGAGCCCAUUUACUAAAAUGGCAAAGGUGUUUGUGAGUGCAGUGAGAAAGUGGAGGGUGAUGGUGCCCAAGGACCCUAAAGAAUUGUAUGAGGUUGAGUCGGAGGAUUGUAGAAAAGGGAAGAUGUACAAGAUUGAUCAUACGCCUACACUCAAGUUCCUGAGUAAAGCAUGCGUGAGAACAGAGGGCAGCAACAGCAACAACAACAACAGUCCCUGGAAGCUUUGCUCGGUGACACAAGUUGAGGAAACUAAACAAAUGGUGCGCAUGAUCCCUAUUCUAAUAGCCACUUUCGUCCCUAGCACCAUGAUGGCUCAGGUGAGCACACUUUUUGUCAAGCAAGGCACCACCCUCAACCGGCACAUUGGCAGCAGCUUCCAGAUUCCCUCAGCUAGUCUAGCGGCUUUUAUAACACUGUCUAUGCUAAUCACGCUCGUGCUAUACGACCGAGUGCUUGUUAAAGUCCUUGCCAAAUGGACCAAAAACCCGAGGGGCAUUACCCUUUUGCAGAGGAUGGGGAUCGGCAUGACCUUCCAUAUUGUUGUCAUGGCAGUUGCAUCGUUAUGUGAGAGGUUACGACUGAAUGCCGCUAGAUCCCACGGCUUGGUCGAAAAUGGGAACCCAGUGCCUCUAUCUAUCUUCCUUUUGCUACCGCAGUUCAUACUGAUGGGAUCGGCCGAUGCGUUUCUGGAGGUGGCGAAAAUCGAGUUCUUUUACGAUCAGGCGCCGGAGAGCAUGAAGAGCAUGGGGACGUCUUAUUCGAUGGUUAGCCUUGGGGCAGGGAACUUUAUAAGCAGCUUUCUGUUGUCUACCGUUUCGCGGAUCACGAAGGGUGAUGGGCAGGAGGGGUGGAUAAAGAACAACCUUAACGCGUCCCACUUGGAUUAUUAUUAUGCGUUUUUCGCCGUCUUGAACUUUCUGAAUUUCAUCUUCUUUUUGCUCAUUGUUAGGUUUUAUGUGUAUAAGGCAGAGGUUUCAGAUUCGAUGAGAGUGCUUAGGGAGGAACUAGAGGCUUCAGAGAUGUAA